Messenger RNA from Quercus lobata, 1562 nucleotides. RefSeq names its product senescence-associated carboxylesterase 101-like. NCBI's taxonomy places the organism in Eukaryota, Viridiplantae, Streptophyta, Magnoliopsida, Fagales, Fagaceae. Gene Ontology annotation, molecular function: carboxylic ester hydrolase activity. The transcript has 3 exons. The record is from RefSeq and is a predicted model, not a curated record. Gene Ontology annotation, biological process: defense response.
UGUGAUGCUUUUUAGUUCUUUCCUACGAAGUUUCUGUCCUGAGACCAUGGAUUAACAUUGGCUUUGAUUCUCAUCAUUGUUAUAACUAGCAAAGAGUGUUGCACAACUAGUCCUGUGGCUGAUCUUUUCCUAAAGCAGAUCUAACAAAGCAAUAGAUCGAGAGGAUGAGCAAAACUCAAUUGUAUAGCAGUGGUUUAGAGUUGGCAAAUUUCGUGGUGACCCUUGAUAUCUUGCACGAUGCAUGGACUGCAAUUUGGAGUCUAUACACAGAAAUCAGUCGGAAUGAAGGACCAUCUUCCUUCGUGAGAUUCAAAGUUUAUGAGCUACCAAACUAUACCAUUAUAGCGUUUUUCACCUGGUCCUCUAGUAGCAAAGACUCUGUUCAGUGUGGUGGAGGAGGAAAUUUAGUUUCAUCUUCAACUUUUAAGUGGUCUUUUCCUUUCUUUGAUUUCCUGUGCCCCAGACCCAAAGACCCAGAUAAUCAAAAAAACAAACCCAAAGAUGACCCAAGUUUCUCCAUUAACGAAACUGCAUUUCAGCUUUUUAAAUCCAUUUUUGGUGUGCUCCCGAAAUUUGAGCAACAACAGAACGUUGACAUCAACAUUAUCAUUACAAAGAUAGAAAAACAGGCAAAAAUUAUGGCAAUUUUAAACUAGUAGGCUUUUGAUCCCACCAGGGGGUUGAAUGACAUUAAAGUGUAUAUGGCCUAUCUAGAACAGUAUAAGAAGGUGUCUAAAGACAAGAGAGUUGGAUACUAUGAUAGAUACAAGAAUAAACUUGAUACAAGUGAUAUUAAGGUGGUAGAGUAUAUGAGAUGCCUCACAUGUUACUGGGAAGAAAUGGUUGAUCAAGCAGAGAAAAGGCCUCAGACAGUAGGUGCCUCCCUUCGUACCCGUUCACUCUUUGGGGGAACAAAUUACCGAAGGAUGAUUGAACCACUGGACAUAGCUGAUUACUACAAGGCAGGCAAACAAGACUACAUAAAUCAAGGAAGGUCAAAACGUUACAUAAUAUUAGAGCAAUUGCUGAAAGAAACAGAGAAACCUUCAAGUGGUCCAAAUGAAUUGAAGAAACAGAAUGUGGCGUCAAGUCUGACAAAGGAUUCUUGCUUUUGGGCACAUGUUGAGGAGGCUCGCAUUUCAUGCAAAUUGCUGAGUAGCGGAGAAUCAAAUGAUAUGGAGAAAGAAAGAAACAAAUUGAUUGAGUUUGAAAACUAUGUAUACGGUUUGAUGAAAAAUUAUGCAGUAUCUUCUGAGAUUUUCUUACCUGGGAGCAGCUUCAUGACAUGGUGGAGAGACUAUAGAGAGAUUAAGGGAACUUUUUAUCAUUCACAUCUCACUAGCUUAAUGAAUAAUGAAGAGAAUUAUGACAAGUACGCUAAGGGCCGCUUGGUGAUUCCCUGAAGGUUUAUAUGAUUUUGAUCACAUAUUUCAAUAAUUAUGUGUGCACUUCCCUUCAAACAUUUAUGGUAUUUUGAAGCCAUUCCCUAAUAGAUUGUAAAUUAAAGAAAAUCAUCUUUUCAACUUUUUUAUUAUUUUUAUAAAAUUUUCAUGUCUUGCUUU